AUGGAGACCUGUUAUCGUACACUUUGGAUGACAGUUGUUCUGGCAUUGAUUACGCGGAGAUCAGCCGCGGUAGGGCCGGUUAUCCGGUGUGAACCUUGUGAUGCUGGAGCCCGGCUCCUGUGCAAGCCGUUGCCCAAGGACUGCACCGAGAGAGUUCGCGAAACUGGCUGCGGGUGCUGCAUGACUUGCGCGCUGGCAUUUGGACAGCCGUGCGGGGUGUACACGGGGAGAUGUGGCUCCGGGAUGACAUGCCAGCUGCAGCCCGGCGAGACGAAACCUCUCCAAGCUCUGCUGGAGGGACGAGGACAGUGUGCGAUUGCGACCAUUAAAAGAUCCACCGCUGCUUUACCUGCCGUCAAUGAGAUACAAGAGAAUGUGGAUGGUACUCAGGAGGAGGAGCAAAACACCACCGCCCCAGUGAUCCAAGCCCCCCAAGCCCUUUUCAGCACCAGCAGACCUCCUGUAGGCCCCCCCAGACUCCCCCACCACCCAUCUCUCCUCCACCCUGUCAAGGCAGUGGUCAUCCACAGGGAGCAGCUGAAGAGGGCCCGGAGCUAUAAAAUGGAGGAACUCCCUGGAGCUCACAGCACAGACCAACAAAACUUCUCCCUGGAAUCCAAGCAGGAGCCAGAGUAUGGUCCCUGUCUUAGAGAGAUGGAGAGUGUCCUUAAAGGACUGAAGAUCACAGACAUCCUCAACCCCAGAGGCUUCCACAUCCCAAACUGUGACAAUAAGGGCUUCUACAAAAAAAAACAGUGCCGUCCAUCCAAGGGCAGAAAGCGAGGGUUUUGCUGGUGUGUUGACAAGUAUGGGCAGCCAUUGCCAAGUUUCAACGGGAAGGAGAGAGGAGACACCCAAUGCUACAACUCUGAGAGCCAAUAA
Messenger RNA from Salmo salar (Atlantic salmon), 882 nucleotides. RefSeq names its product insulin-like growth factor binding protein 3 paralog B1 (gene igfbp-3b1). Gene Ontology annotation, cellular component: extracellular region. The record is from RefSeq and is marked provisional. Gene Ontology annotation, biological process: regulation of insulin-like growth factor receptor signaling pathway. NCBI's taxonomy places the organism in Eukaryota, Metazoa, Chordata, Actinopteri, Salmoniformes, Salmonidae. Gene Ontology annotation, molecular function: insulin-like growth factor II binding; insulin-like growth factor I binding; fibronectin binding.